This is a messenger RNA of Suillus fuscotomentosus, 1254 nucleotides long. RefSeq lists its product as uncharacterized. NCBI's taxonomy places the organism in Eukaryota, Fungi, Basidiomycota, Agaricomycetes, Boletales, Suillaceae. The transcript is spliced from 8 exons. The record is from RefSeq and is a predicted model, not a curated record. The coding region runs from base 1 to 1254 and encodes 417 amino acids.
AUGUCGCAUGUCGAGGGCCAGCAGGACGAGGACGACACGUCGUACAUCGACGGCGAAGGCAGCACAUCGCACGCUGAGAAUCAGCAGGACCAACCCAACACUCAGCCGCAACAAUCUCAAGCAGUAGCGGCACAUGUACAAGCUUUGCAGAGACGGAAAAUCGCUCAAUUGGAGGAGAAGCUGGAGGCCCUGGAGUCGGGCCGCGCAGUCAAGCAAAGGCAAACAAUCUGGUAUGUUGCUAAAGGAAGAGCAAUCAGGCGUGUUGUCGCCCUUUUUGAUAGUAUCGAGGACCUCGUCGCCGAAAACGACAGAAGAUAUGAGAUCGAAGACCAGGAGACUACCAUCGAACAAGAUCAACUUCAAAUAGGUUAUACUACCCUAGCCAAAACGCUGCCGUGGUUCUACAAGAAGGGUUCAGAGAUGGAGUACGAGGAGUACAUGCACAUGUUAAAGAUGCUUCGACAGGGGGCUGAUGGCGCUCGAGGAGAUGACACCUCGAAACUGAAGACUCUCGUUUCAGAAUGGAUCAAUCGUGAAUUUAAACCGGAUUCCCCCGUUGACCACGACGAUAAGCAUUCCCGUGGAUUCACCCAUGACGUGUGUGGCAGGUUACUCUGUCCGGCAGAGCUUGACUGGAAUAACCCAGAAGUAAGGGCAGGAAUCCGAAAUCGCUCAGAUGGGUAUAUCGUCACAGAUCUAUCAUUUCCCACUUACUUGUAUGAUAAGUACACUUCCAAUCCCGACGAUCUUGAGGAGGGCCUUUUCAAGGGCAAGAUUCUCAUUCAGGCCUACAAGGCUGUGUUCACGUCUCCUUCCUCAGCAAAAGACGUCGAAGGCGACGGCGACGGCACGGAUGUCAUCAGCAACAACCGACGGGCUAAGAAGUCGUUAUCUGGAAUCAAGGUCAAAAAACACAUAGCACAGAUCAUCCAUUUGGAGAAAGUCACUCCUCGCUCGCUCGCAUAUAUCACAUGUCAAGUGCGAUUCGCACUUUCUUCAAUUACCUCUUGGCGGUCCAUGGAUGGCGACUUCGACUACCAACAAUUUUGGCGGACCAUCGUUGACUUUUUCGAAAGGGCCCCUGGUCGAGAAGCGCAGCGCAGGGUGGAGAAACUUCUCGAAUGGUGGACUAGAAAAGUAUUUGGGAGGAAUCGCCGAGGCGAACUUAGCGACGUGAUGAAGGCCAAUAUGUCUGUCAAUGCUCUCGCAAGGCAGAGAGCACAACGCGAUGACACUGCAUUUGAUUCACCCUAG